Molecule: messenger RNA, 1078 nt
Organism: Biomphalaria glabrata
Lineage: Eukaryota; Metazoa; Mollusca; Gastropoda; Planorbidae
Product: polyprenol reductase-like
Exons: 5
Coding region: 17-1006 (329 amino acids)
Biological process (GO): polyprenol catabolic process; dolichol-linked oligosaccharide biosynthetic process
Cellular component (GO): endoplasmic reticulum
Molecular function (GO): 3-oxo-5-alpha-steroid 4-dehydrogenase activity
Source: RefSeq, a predicted model, not a curated record
AGCUGAGUUGCAGAAGAUGAUCUCCGGAAUAAAUAUUCUGUCGGUACUUUGGCUUUUAGUUGCAAUCGGAAUAUUUUGCGCAUAUUUACUGUUCUUGUUAAAUGAAGACUUAAGUUUAAUCAUAUUACCUGUUAAAAGUUUAUUUCUGUUUGGAAAAUGCUUACACCGGUACAGCCAUAUCAACAAGCGAGCAGACUCUAGCUUACCAAAUGAACUUGAAGCCACCGGCACUGGUAUACCCGGUAUACCGGGAUCUUUAAAUGUUCCUAAGAGUUGGUUUAAGCAUUUCUACAUCACCGGCAUCAUCUGUCACAGUUUGGCAUUCAUUGUUUUAGUCUCUUGUCUGUUUGGUGGCCCAGGAUGUGUCGUAAUAAAGGAUCUACAAUACUGGGUUAUAUGGCACUCUUUGUACAGUGCAGAGUAUAAGUUUGAUGACAGUGCCUUGCCUGUAUUGCUCGUGUUCCUCCUGGAAUGGCUUCAGAUAUUUAGACGUGCUUAUGAGUGCUUCUAUAUCAGCUCCUUCUCCAAGAGCACAAUAAACAUCAGCCACUACAUCAUUGGACUUUGUUUCUACUCUCUGUUUGGUAUUGGUUUGCUCAUCUCUAUACCUUUGGAGAAACUUGCGUUCUCAACACCAAAUGUGUUAGAGGUUGUGCGAUAUAUAAUAGCAGUUGCAAUAUUUGUUUGGGCGUUCCACUUCCAGCACAGGAGCAUGUUGACACUGGCAUCUCUCAGGCAGGAACAAAAAGACAAACCCCCAGAUGGGCACUUUGUUCCUCAUGGCCAUUUGUUUGACCUGGUCAGCUCCCCUCACUACCUGUGUGAGGUCAUCAUCUAUACAGCGUUCUGUUUUAUGUUUAAGUUUGAGAACAUGUACCUGAACUGUGUGGCUGUCUUUGUCUGGACCAACCAGGUGAUCGAAAGCAAGAUCUCUCACAAAUGGUACACAGAACACUUCCCCAACUAUCCCGCACAUAGGAAGACGUUAAUACCAUAUCUGUGGUGAAGCUAGUCCUUAAGUUGUUUUUUGUAUUCUAGGCGCAGUCUUAAAACUCUCCAUAACAUUUGUCUGCUUGAC